Nomia melanderi (Alkali bee) is the source of this 3717-nucleotide messenger RNA. It is a transcript of the gene Tollo, whose product is annotated as Toll-like receptor Tollo. Gene Ontology annotation, cellular component: extracellular matrix. Gene Ontology annotation, molecular function: protein binding. Gene Ontology annotation, biological process: signal transduction. The record is from RefSeq and is a predicted model, not a curated record. Lineage: Eukaryota; Metazoa; Arthropoda; Insecta; Hymenoptera; Halictidae.
AUGCGGGGCAGUCCUGCCUUCCUCGCCAUAUUACUGGGCACAAUAUUCGGUGUCCUCGGCGCGUCCCUCAGCAAAGCGUUGAGGUACAAAGCGCCGGACGAGUGCAAGUGGGUAGCGACCGGCGACACCGAGGACGACGUAUCGCUGGUCUGCCGCCUGCGUACGAUCAACAGCGAGCUGGAGAACACGAACUUUAGCGUGAUACAGCCCCAGCACACGGUCCGCUUGCGGCUCGAAUGCAGCGACGCGUUGUUCUACCAGAGCUCGCUGAGCGCGGGCAGCUUCAGGCCGCUGGUCGAGCUCCGGGAGCUGGUGAUCGAGUAUUGCAAGAUCGGCAAUCUGUCCGACGACGCGUUCAAGGGGUUGAAGGAGCUCAGGAAUCUGACCGUCAGAACGCACAACACCGACUGGUCGGCGAUGGCGUUGGACGUGUCCGCUGGGGCGUUCACCGACGAGCUUAGACAACUGGAAAAGCUCGAUUUAGGGGAGAACAAUAUGUGGAGCAUACCGGAGGGCACACUGUGCCCCCUGGUUAACCUAGAGAUACUGAACCUGACGCGUAAUCGGCUCAGGGAAGUGACCAGCUUCCGGUUCAACGGGGUAGCCAGGUGCCUGUCGAACCUGAAAGAGCUGGACUUGAGCAACAACAGCGUUGAAUCGUUGCCGAGCGCCGCGUUCUCCGGACUAACCAGGCUACACAGCUUGGACCUGCGUUGCAACGCCAUCAGCUUCAUGGCGGACCGCGCGUUCGAGGGACUCUCAUCGUUGGCCAUCUUGAGGCUCGCGGACAACCGGCUCGCCAGCCUGCCGCCGGAAUUGUUCAGCGACGCGAGGAGCAUACAGGAGAUUCACUUGAGGAACAACACGUUGAACGUGUUGCCUCCGGGUUUGUUCAGUGAACUGACGCAAUUGUUGGUGCUUGAUCUAGCUCACAACGAGCUGACCGCCGAGUGGGUGAACGCGGCUACGUUCGGUGGUUUGGUACGUCUGGUGGUGCUCGAUCUCUCGAACAAUCGUAUCGGCCGUUUGGAUCCGACGGUGUUCCGCGACCUCUACAGCCUGCAGAUACUCCGGCUGCAGGAGAAUCUGCUCGAAAGCCUGCCGGAGAACACGUUCUCCGCGCUCUAUAAUCUACACACGUUGCUGCUCAGCGAUAAUCUGCUGACCGUUAUCGACGCGACCACGCUCAGCGGCCUCUACGUGCUGAACCUCCUCUCGCUGGACAACAACCGGCUGCACACGAUCCACCCGAGCUCCCUGAGGAACGCUUCCUCCCUUCAGGAGUUCCACCUGAACCGUAACCAACUGAAAUCGGUGCCGGACGCGCUGAAAGCCACACCCCUGCUGCGUACCCUCGACCUCGGCGAGAACCUCAUCUCGGAGAUACCGACCGGCACGUUCGACCACGUGGCGCAGCUCUACGGGCUGCGGCUCACCGAAAACCACAUCGGGAACCUGACCAAGGGCGUGUUCGAUCGUAUCAAAGAGCUGAAGAUAUUGAAUCUCGCGAUGAACCGGAUACAGUACAUCGAACCGGGCACCUUCGACGAGAACCUGAAUCUGCAAGCGAUACGGCUGGACGGGAACCAACUGACCGACAUCGCCGGGCUGUUCACCAAUCUGCCGAACCUGGUCUGGCUGAACGUCAGCGACAACAAAUUGAAAUGGUUCGACUACGCGAUGAUACCGACCGGUCUCCAAUGGCUCGAUAUCCACUCGAACGAGAUACGGGAGCUGGGCAACUAUUUCGAGAUCGAGAGCCAGCUGCAGCUAAGCACCUUCGACGCCAGCGAGAACAAGCUCACCGAGAUCACCGGGAACGCGAUACCGAUGAGCGUGGAACGGCUCUAUCUGAACGACAACCAGAUAUCCAAGGUUCAGAGCUACUCGUUCUUCAAGAAGCCUAACCUGACUCGCGUGGAUCUCAAGGGGAACCACAUCAGGAACCUGGAACCGUACGCUUUGAGGAUCAGCGCGGUACCACCGGACAAACCUUUGCCCGAGUUUUACAUCGGUGACAAUCAGUACCUGUGCGACUGCACCAUGGAAUGGUUACAACGAGUAAACAGGCAGAACCAGAGCAGAGUGCAGCCGAGAGUGAUGGACUUGGAGAGCAUCUACUGCGAGCUGCUCUAUGACCGCGAGCACGCGUUCGUGCCGCUGGUCGAGGCGUCUCACUCGCAGUUCCUCUGCAAGUACGACACCCAUUGUUUCGCUCUGUGCCACUGCUGCGACUUCGACGCGUGCGACUGCGAGAUGACCUGCCCGCUGAACUGCACGUGCUACCACGAUCAGUCGUGGUCCGCGAACGUGGUCGACUGCUCUAACGGCGGCCACGUGAGCAAGCUGCCCGAACAGAUACCCAUGGACGCGACCAGACUCUACCUGGACGGGAACGAUCUGAGGCUGGUCUCCAGCCACGCGUUCAUCGGCCGCAAGAAGCUCAAAGUUCUCUUCCUAAACUCAUCCAACAUCGAGAUCGUGCAGAACCGUUCGUUCAACGGUCUCAGGGACCUGGAGGACCUCCAUCUUCAAGACAACCGGAUCAGGGAGCUACGGGGACACGAGUUCGAGGGACUGGACGCGCUCAAACAGCUCUACCUCCAAAGGAACAAGAUAGUUUCCAUCGGGAACGACACGUUCGCGUCGCUGAGAUCGUUACGCGUGCUCCGGUUGGAGAACAACCGGCUGACGACCCUGGCCGUGUGGACGUUGCCCGGUUCGAUCGAAGUCAGCCUGUCCGGGAACCCGUGGUCCUGCGAGUGCGACUAUCUGCAGAGUUACCGCGAGUGGAUCCGCGAGCCGAGCGUGCAGGUGACGGACGCGUCUUCGUUGCGGUGCGUGUACAACGUGACAGAGUUCGAGGCGUUCGGUGACGAGGUGUUCGCGGACAACGAGUUUGGUUUCCUGGUGACCGGUGAGAAGGAGAAGAUCAACGAGACAGAGGUGUGCUCGGGUGCGGCGAGUAUCGAUAACGACGCGCACCGGAACUACACGAAGACCAUCAUCGAGAAACAGGUCCUGCAGGACUACCUGCCGCUGCUGGUCGCGACCCUGGUCGGCUCUCUGCUGGUCAUGCUGGUCUGCAUGCUCGGCUUCGUGUUCCGGCAAGAGUUGCGCGUGUGGUUCCACUCGCGUUUCGGCGUGCGGAUAUUCUACAGGAACCACGAGGUAGACAGGGACGACCGGGACAAGCUGUUCGACGCUUUCGUCAGCUACAGUUCCAAGGACGAAGCGUUCGUUGCCGAGGAACUGGCGCCCGUCCUGGAGAUGGGAAACCCGUCCUACAAGCUCUGCCUGCACUACAGGGAUUUUCCCGUCGGUAGCUUCAUAGCGGACACCAUCGUGCAGGCAGUGGAAUCUUCGAGGCGAACGAUCAUGGUGCUCUCGGAGAACUUCAUCAAGUCCGAGUGGUGCCGUUUCGACUUCAAGUCCGCGCACCACCAGGUGCUGCGCGACAGGAGGCGCAGGCUGAUCCUGGUCCUGGUGGGCGACGUUCAUCAGAGGGACCUGGACCCGGACAUCAGGCUAUACUUGAAGACCAACACGUACUUGCAAUGGGGCGACAAGCUGUUCUGGGAGAAGCUGCGGUUCGCGUUGCCCGACGUGCCCAACAACCAGAGGACCACGCAGAGGACGAGGCAGCCGCCACCCGUCCGACGGCAGCACAACAACAGGACGUCGAACGGAUCGCGCACCGUCUCCGUGCACAUAUGA